AACAGUUUUUUGUUGCGUUUUUUUGUCUGAGGUUGAAAGUACACUAUCUUAGGUUCAGAAUGCACAACGUUCAUUGAUUUGGGACUACAGAUUGCAUAAACUGGACUGAUACUUUUACACGGGUUGUGCUGAAAGCGGAGCCAUAUCCAAGGGAUCCAGUCAGAUAGCUUGGGGAAUGGUAGACCGCAUGAUGGCAAUGAACCCUGGACGAUUUCCUGAAGCUGUGAAUGGUCUCCACCAUCACCACCCAGCGCGCAGAAUGGGCAUUGGACAGUUCUCGAACCCACUACACCACCAGCAGCAGCAGCAGCAGCAACAACAACAGCAGCAUGGCUACCCUACCGGUAUAAUGGGAGAUCAUUUGCAUUACGCAGGAGGCAAUGUAUCCGCUAACCACGGAAUUCGGCAUUCUCUGGGGUCUGGGAAUGUAAAUGUUAACGCUGGACACACAAACGGAAACAUGCCUCCCGGUACGCGCUACAGCUCUCAAUUUGUUGGACCCACCGCUACCGUCCCCACUCAAGGACAGCUCGCGGCAAGCAUGCAGUUACAGAAGCUCAACACGCAGUACUACAGCCACCAUACACACCCCUCCCAUCAUCAUUAUAUGCAUGAGUUGCAUCCUGCGAACCAUCAAGUUAACAGCACAGGACAACAGUUCAGAGACAGCAACGUGAAACACGGCACAUCCAGUUUGCCUCUACAGGCGCACCAUUUGCCUGCAGCAAUACUGCCCCCCAACGUCAUUGACACGGACUUUAUUGAUGAGGAGGUCUUGAUGUCUCUGGUCAUUGAGAUGGGGCUGGACCGAAUAAAGGAACUACCUGAGCUGUGGUUAGGACAAAACGAGUUUGAUUUCAUGACAGACUUUGUAUGUAAGCAACAGCCAAGCCGAGUGAGUUGUUAAAUCUCACAACGUGAACUUUCACAGUGAUCCACUCAAACUUUAAAGCAGUCCUUUAUCUGCAAUAUACCAAUGGAGAACCAUUCAAAAAUGUAGGCUACACAACUGUAUGAUAAAUUCCUUGAAUAUGUCGGGAUAGUAGGCUCACAGCACUGCAGAAGUGAUGGCAAUUAUUUUCAUGUAGGAAUGCGCUACAGUCUCAAUUGAGUCUUAGAUGGACAAAUCUUAAAAUUCAUGCUAUGCAUCAUUACCUAAUUUAACAGAACAUCAAGAAGACAUGUAGAGGAAUAGAGCUGUCUGUUUUUUAUGAAA
Esox lucius (northern pike) is the source of this 1216-nucleotide messenger RNA. It is a transcript of the gene cited2, whose product is annotated as Cbp/p300-interacting transactivator, with Glu/Asp-rich carboxy-terminal domain, 2. Bases 176 to 907 code for a protein of 243 amino acids. The transcript has 2 exons. The record is from RefSeq and is a predicted model, not a curated record. Gene Ontology annotation, cellular component: nucleus. NCBI's taxonomy places the organism in Eukaryota, Metazoa, Chordata, Actinopteri, Esociformes, Esocidae. Gene Ontology annotation, biological process: regulation of DNA-templated transcription.